Labeo rohita (rohu) is the source of this 9662-nucleotide messenger RNA. It is a transcript of the gene nav2a, whose product is annotated as neuron navigator 2a. NCBI's taxonomy places the organism in Eukaryota, Metazoa, Chordata, Actinopteri, Cypriniformes, Cyprinidae. Gene Ontology annotation, molecular function: ATP hydrolysis activity; protein binding. The record is from RefSeq and is a predicted model, not a curated record. Gene Ontology annotation, biological process: nervous system development; neurogenesis.
CUGCUGCUCAGCUCCGCUCCGCUCCGCUCCGCAUCCCUCAGCGGACACUCCGCGCUCUUGUUUGGGAACAAUUCUGGAGCCGAAAUACCAUCUUUGGAUUUGUAAUUUGUAAGGAUUUUACAAGACUCAGCUGUGAUGUAAAGCUGCAAGAACAUGCCGCUGUGUCAUUUGCAAGUUUUCAGAUCAUCAGGAAAAUGACUUUGUGAAUACAGCAAUGUGUAAUUAUGAAGUUGGGGUCGCCGGUCACAGGGGCCCUUCCCCCCUUCUCGAUGCCUGUCACAGAGCAGCCGUGCUGGGCUUCAUCUGAAGGGAUGCACCAUGGUGUGAUCACACGUCUGUCCUACCCCAGACUCAAUGAAUCGCACGAAUGAAUGGACAUUACUGUGGCAAAGGGAAUUAGCUUGGUCGCAUAGGGACUUCAGAUUUGGGAAUACUGGAACCGGUCGGAGAGCGUUGGAUUUUUAUUUGAAGAAGUGCAGUGGAUACUUCAAGGAGUGUUUUUGGAAGAUGUCUGAGAAGGGAGCCGAGGCGUCUACAUCUCAGCCCGCGAAGCGGAAGCAGGUGAUUCACGGCCUGGAAGAUCAAAAAAAGAUCUACACGGACUGGGCGAAUCACUACUUGGCCAAAUCGGGACACAAGCGGCUGAUUAAAGACCUGCAGCAGGAUGUGAGCGAUGGCGUGCUGCUGGCUGAGAUCAUCCAGGUUAUCGCAAAUGAGAAGAUUGAGGACAUUAAUGGAUGCCCGAAGAGUCGUUCUCAGAUGAUUGAGAACAUUGAUGCCUGUCUGAGCUUCCUAGCAGCCAAAGGUGUGAACAUACAGGGACUUUCAGCUGAAGAGAUCCGAAAUGGAAAUCUGAAAGCCAUCUUGGGGCUUUUCUUCAGCCUGUCUCGAUACAAGCAGCAGCAGCAGACGAACAGACAGACGCACACGCAACACACACAUUCACACGCUCCCUUAAGCCAGCAGAGCAGCGCUCCAGCCCAGCUGACCUCCACCUCGCAUGGGACGCACGCACAAAAAACACAGCCAGAGAUGCAGUCCAGGGAUGGCUCUCAGAGUAAACUCAAGUUUUCCAUUGGUCAGAAAAAGUCUUCUAGAUUACCUGGCCCUACCUCGAGGGUGUCCACUGCGGGCAGUGAGAGCUCUCCUCGAGGGUCCGUCAGUUCAGCAGGGAAUCGCCGCAGUCAGGUGUUCAGCGAUAAAGCCAAACCUGCAGCAGCUCAGGCCAAAGAAUCAUCAGAGAGUGUCACCUCACAAGGCGUGACUGAGCACACUCUGUCAUCACUGGCGUCCGCCUGCACCUCUGUUAGCACCAGCACUGUGGCAUCUUCAUCAUCAUCGUCAGCCAUCCCCCAGCCCAACUCGAGUAGCAAACCCUGGAGAAGCAAAUCUCAGAGCACCAAGCACACUGCUACCUCCACCGCUACCUCCACGGUGCUUUCCAUCAAACCAGAUCUCCAGGCCAAGCAGGCCGUGCCUGCAGAGCCACCACCGAAAGCUGUGCCUCAGAAGUCCAUGCUGGAGAAACUUAAACUUUUCAACAGCAAAGGAGGCUCCAAGUCAUCCACGCCAGCAGAGGGUGCCAUUACGCCAACAGGAGGUAAAGAUGCCGGUUUGAUUUUGGAAAGAGUCGAGGCUGGUUCCAAUACAGAACCUAUUGAGGAAAUGGAUGGUAAUGUCAGGCCCACGAACGGAUCGAGUGCUGUUACGAUGACAACCAGCAGCCCAAAGAUUGCACUGAAGGGCAUCGCGCAGCGGACGUUUAGCCGGGCGCUCACGGCCAAAAAAGCUGCAACGAAAGCUGUGGAGAAAGAAAAGGAAAAGGAAAAGGAUCGAGCUAAGGAGAAAGACAAAAAUGGGAAAGAGGGAUCAAAGCGUGUCGCUUCCUCGGAAAAGGUAGACACCAAAGAGGAAGUCAAGGAGGAAGUUGUUCCCUCAAGCAGAGUUGCUCCCCCUGAGGCCGAGCCUAGGAAAGCCUCCAAGAUCGCUAGCUUCAUACCUAAAGGUGGCAAGGUGGGCGGUACCAAGAAAGAUAGCCCCGCCCCUGUGCAAAGCGGGAUUCCAAAACCAGGAAGUAAAAACACGGGAAAUGGAGCUGUAAAAAGUUCAGCGCUGCCCCUUGGUGGUAAAGACAAUGAGAGGCCCCGCAGUAUGCGUCUGGGAGGGGGUCUGGGACUUCAUAGGGACAGCCGGCAUUCCUCGUCCUCUUCCAGCCUGGCUUCCACCGAGGGGAAAGGACUCCACGGCGCCGCCCCGGUGGCUAACGGAACUCAAUCAACGGCCAGCAACACAGUCAGUGUGCAGCUGCCUCAACCUCAGCAGCAGUACAGCCAUCCCAAUACAGCCACCGUUGCACCCUUCAUGUACAGGUCUCAGAAUGAGGCAGAUGGAAACAUCGGCACAAACCCAAGCUCUGGAUGUCAUAGUAGUGACUCCGGUAGCUUCAGUAAGAUCAACCAGUCUUCUACCGAGGACCUGUCAGGUGAGGAUCCAGAGACCAGACGUCUGAGGACUGUCAAAAAUAUUGCUGACCUGCGGCAGAAUUUAGAAGAGACCAUGUCAAGUUUGCGGGGGACGCAAAUCACACACAGUACACUGGAGACCACUUUUGAUGGUGGCGUUACUACUGAAAUGAGCACUCGCAGCAUCCUCAGCAUGGCAUCUCGACCUGCGCCGCUGUCCUGGGCCAGUCGCAUGGGCCAGUCCAGCCCCCGUCUACAAGCAGGAGACGCUCCCUCGGUUGGUAACGGCUAUCAGUCCCGCGGCGGAGGUGUGGCGUCCGGCCAGGGCCGGUAUCUGUACCAGGCUCCUCUACGGAAACAGCUGGCGGCACGUGGCAGCGCCCUCUGUGGUCUGGAACUGGGAGACAGGGUGGAGGAUCUGGAGCUGGCAGGUGUUGGGCUGGAGAUGAGCGGAUACAUGAGUGAUGGAGACGUGCUGGCUAAGAACGCCCGCUCUGAUGAGCUGACCAGCGGGUACAUGACGGAUGGGGGAUUGAGUCUGUAUACGCGCCGAUUGAACCGGUUGCCGGAUGGAAUGGCAAUGGUACGGGAAAGUCUGCAGCGUAAUGCAUCCACCGGCCAGGGAGACGCCGACAGUUGGGAUGACAGUAGUUCAGUCAGCAGUGGGAUCAGUGAUGCUAUUGAUACUGAUGACAUCAACACCAGCUCCUCCAUAAGCUCUUACGCCAACACCCCCGCCGCGUCCCGUAAGGCUCUUAACGGACAGCCUCAGACAGAUGCAGAGAAGCAUUCAGCAGCUGAACGCAAUACUGCUUGGUCCAGUGAUGAGGUCAAGAUGAAGUCAGAUGGGGGUUUGGAUUGUGGCAUUAAAAUGGAAGCGGGUCUGAAGUGGCGGCGGAACCCUUCAGAUGUUUCGGAGGAGUCGGAUAAAAGCAGCUCUGGACGGAAAACGGCACCGAUCACUCAGACGGGCUCUUGGAGGAGGGGCAUGACCGCGCAGGUGGGCGUGACUGUACCGCGGACGAAAAGUACAACCGGAACCACGGGAUCCGGCGUGAUUAAGACACAAGGGACAGGUAAAACAGAUGAUGCUAAGGUCUCCGAAAAAGGCCGCAUGUCUCCCAGUUCCAACAUCGUCCAGCAUUCCUCCUCCGACGCCGGUCGAAGCAGCGGAGAUGAAGCCAAGAAAACACCCGCAGGCCGAGUCCCCACAAGCACAUUCGGAUUCAAGAAGCCCAACGGCGUCCACGGCCCGGCCACGGUGGUAACCACCUCCAGCAUCACUCUGGUGACAGCGAGCGGUGCCACCAUUACCAGCGGCUCUGCUACCCUGGGCAAGAUUCCCAAAUCCUCCGCCCUAUUAGUUGGUGGGAGAGGGUCAUUAAAAGGUGCUGUAGAUGGUUUGCUGCCACCUCAGGAGGAUGGUUACCUAUCACCCAGUGCUCGUUCAACGCUGCAGUACCGAAGUCUACCUCGACCCUCUCGAUCCGGAGCAGCGGCCCGCAAUGGAAACCGAUCAUCCACAAGCAGCAUCGAGUCAAGCCUGAGCUCCCGAACGCCUGUCCUUACUGCCGUCACGACCAGUAAACCGAGAGAUUCUGGCACUAAAUCCAACGGGCACGUAAUCUCAGCCAAUCAGACAGACAAAGAAAAGGGCGUGGCUUCAGAGAUUGACAACCUGAAAACCAAUCCGAUCGUUUCGGGAGGUGGAGCAGCAACUAUUCCGCAGACGGCGAGACAGGGAAACAAGUAUAGCGAGGUCUCAUCUCCAACAUUGCGAAGACUUUUUGGCGGUAAGGCUGCUAAACAAGCCCCAGUCACCACUGCGGAGAGCAUGAAAAACUCAGUUGUCAUCUCCAACCCUCACGCUACCCUUGGUCACACCCAGUCCUCUGGUGGGCCCUUGGACUCCCCCUCCACAAUACCAGGCAGUGGCGGCAGCAGUCCCUUGUACGGGGGUCGCGGUGCCAGCAUAGGGGGCAGCGAACAAGCUUCGAGUCCUGGUUCGGUGUACUCAACCGGCACUGGGACCUGGGGCACCACCAUCAGCAGCUCUUCGGCUCUCGGCUACCCCUCUGUCAGCAGCAUGCACACCAGUAGCGAGUCCAUCGACAUGUCAGUGGGCAGCGGACAUCAUCGUGAUGAUGUUCAUCCGGUACUGAUGCGAACGGGCAGUGCCAAGACUGGCAUGUCAGAGAGUCCCCUCUCCUCUCCCUCUGCCAGUCCUAAAUUCAGCCGUAACACAUUGCCCCGGAAGCAAGACAGGUACGGCCCUUCAUCACAGCUGCGUCAGGAAGAAGCACGUGAUUGGCUGCGCUCACAUUCGGCGGGUGGAUUGCAGGACUCAGCCAGUAACUCUCCCUUCUCCACUGGUUCCAGUUUGACGUCACCCUCUGGAACGCGGUUUAACUUUGCUCAACUUGGAAGCCCCACCACAGGUGCUCAGAUUAAUCUAGCCAGCCUGCGCAACAACAGCCUGACCAAUCAGGACAACCCACUGGACAGUCAUGGUGAUUCCCGUCUGCGUAACUCCUGCAUGUCGCUGGAUGAGAAGACACGCACCAUGAGCCGGUCGGGAUCCUUCAGAGAUGGGUUCGAGGAAGGUGAGAAAAAUAAAUUUCAUGGAUCGUCUCUCUCGCUGGUGUCCAGCACCUCUUCUGUCUAUUCAACCACGGAGGAAAAAUCACAAUCAGAGAUCCGCAAGCUGCGUCGCGAACUGGACGCCUCCCAGGAAAAGGUGUCCGCCCUGACAACGCAACUCAGUGCCAAUGCCCACCUGGUGGCAGCGUUUGAGCAGAGUUUGGGCAACAUGACCAUCCGACUCAAGAGCCUCACCAUGACCGCAGAGCAGAAAGACUCUGAGCUGAACGAGUUGAGGAAAACCAUUGAGCUGCUAAAGAAGCAAAACGCAGUGGCUCAAGCGGCCAUCAACGGCGUUAUCAACACUCCAGAACUCACCUGCAAGAGUGAACGCACAGGUAAUAAUGGUUCAGGCCCGGGAGCGCAGCCGGAUCUGCGUAUGCGCAGACAGCACUCAUCUGACAGCGUCUCCAGCAUCACCAGCGCCACCAGCCACUCCAGUCUGGGCUCCAACAUGGACAACCCCGACUCCAGCAGCAAAAAGAAGAAGAAGAACUGGCUGCGGAGCUCCUUCAAACAGGCCUUCAGUAAGAAGAAAUCACCCAAAUCAGCUUCGUCCCACUCAGACAUUGAGGAGAUGACGGAUUCCUCUCUCCCAUCCUCUCCCAAACUCCCUCACAAUGGCUCAGGCUCCUCAGCACUGCUGCUCCGCAACACACACUCAAGCUCAAUACUGUCAGACUGUCUGGAUGGGGAGGCGGAGACUGUGAUGCAGCUGCGUAAUGAGCUGCGAGAGAAGGAGAUGAAGUUGACGGACAUUCGACUGGAAGCCCUAAGCUCCGCCCACCAGCUGGACCAGCUGCGGGAGGCUAUGAACCGCAUGCAGGUGGAGAUCGAGAAGUUAAAAACAGAAAAUGAUCGUCUUAAGUUGGAAAGCCAAGCCAGUGGGAGCAGGGCGUCCUCUCAAGUGUCCGUCUAUAACCCAACACCGACCCCAACGCCUGGCCUGUCUCACCACAGCCUCAACCUCACAGAGUCCACCAGCUUCGACAUGUUGUUGGAUGACACUGGUGGAGACGGAAGCUCUCGUAAAGAAAGCAGACAUGUGAAAAUAGUUGUCAGUCUUCAAGAGGACAUCACAUGGAAAGAGGACUGCAGGACUCGAGACUUCCUGAUUGGCUGCAUUGGUGUCAGUGGAAAAACCAAGUGGGAUGUUCUUGAUGGGGUUGUACGGCGUUUAUUCAAGGAGUACAUCAGGCAUGUUGAUCCGGUCAGUCAUCUGGGUCUGGGUUCAGACAGUGUGGAGGGUUAUCGUAUUGGAGAUGUGAUCCGGUCCAGCGGAGCAGACACACCUGAACUCCUGCCCUGUGGAUACCUUGUUGGAGAGAAUGACACAAUCAACAUCUCACUGAAAGGUGUAAACUCUCAGUCCGAGGAUUCUCUGGUAUUCGAGUCGUUGAUUCCCAAACCCAUGCUCCAGCGCUACGUGUCUUUGCUCCAGGAACAUCGCAGGAUCAUCCUUUCAGGCCCCAGUGGCACUGGCAAAUCCUACCUGGCCCACAGACUGGCAGAGCAUUUGGCGCUGCGAGAGGGCAAACUUCCCAACGAGAGCAACAUCGUCACCUUCAAUGUCGACCAUAAAUCCAGCAAGGAGUUGCGUCAGUACUUAGCAAAUAUAGUGGAGCAGUGCAGUGCUGAUGGACAGGAGACCGAAGCCCCUCUUGUGCUCAUUCUGGACAACCUUCAUCACAUCAGCUCACUGGGAGAGAUCUUCAAUGGCUUGCUUAACUGCAAAUACCAACGCUGCCCAUAUAUAAUCGGUACAAUGAGUCAGGCGACAUCCUCUGCUCCAAACCUGCAGCUUCAUCAUAACUUCAGAUGGGUGCUGUGUGCUAAUCACAUGGAGCCGGUAAAAGGUUUCCUGGGCCGGUUUCUGAGGAGGAAGCUGAUUGAGACCGAGAUCGGCAGCCGAACACGUAACCCAGAGCUAGUGAAGAUCAUAGACUGGAUCCCUCAGGUCUGGCACCACCUCAACCGCUUCCUAGAGGCCCACAGCUCCUCUGAUGUGACCAUUGGUCCACGUUUGUUCCUGUCGUGUCCGAUGGAUGUGGAUGGUUCUCGCGUUUGGUUCACUGACCUGUGGAAUUACUCCAUCAUCCCCUACAUGCUGGAGGCUGUGAGAGAAGGCUUACAGCUAUACGGUCGCAGAGCUGCAUGGGAGGAUCCUGCGCUGUGGGUUCUGGAAACUUUUCCAUGGGCAGCUUCACAUCAGCACCCUGAUUGGCCAGCUUUGCUGCAGCUCCGCCCAGAGGACGUGGGCUUUGAUGGAUACUCCGCCUCCAGGGAGGGCCUUAACAAACAGAGUACUCAGAGUGACAGUGAUGCCGACCCACUGAUGAACAUGCUCCUGCGUCUGAAAGAGGCAGCCAGCUGCUCCAGCCCGCAGAGCUACGACAGCGACUCCAAUAGCAACAGUCACCAUGACGACAUCCUGGACUCUUCGCUGGAGUCCACGCUAUGAUCCAGCCUGAUCCGUUAUGCCAUUUAAUUCCUUGACUCUAAUGCCAGCUGAGGCAGCAAAAUCAAGUCAUUACAUCACAUCUUCGGGUGCUGGUAACCCAAAUAAAGAAUGACGCUUCAUAUAUAAAAAGAUAUAUAUAAAAAAUAUAUAUAUAUACGCCAAAACUCAACGGUACUUCAAGCUGCCUCGUGUAAAUUGCCAGUGUGAUUUUUAUUUUUUUCUUAUUUUACAACAGCAAAAUCAGAAGAAAGUGCUUUUUUUCCUAAUUUUUACCUCAAAAUUAAAAGUGCGGUCACAUUAGCCAAAUUUCAUGGACAAAAAAGCAGUCUGUCGUCAGUAAUAUAGUGAUGUAUGAGACAGACUGACCAACCUGAAUCGGCUGCGAAAUCCGCAUGGAGAAACAUGGAUUCCUAUCGAAAUGAAUGGAUUUCGCCUACAGAAAAAUUGAUAAAUGUGACCGCACCUUAACUGUUGGAGAAACUUUCGCACACAAUGCAAUGCUCGUUUGUCUUACCCUCUACUGGUGAAACGGAGGAAUUACAUCUCGAAGCCGAAAUCUUUCUUUGAUCACUCAAAAAGGACAUUGACUUUCCCUGUGUUGAUGGACUUGCUUGUGACUUUACAAAACCAGCUUGAUCGUAUGCUGACCAUCGUUUUAUGUUUUACAUAAUUAGGAUACGGAUGAAAUAGCAUGGUGCUACCCUUAUGAUUUUGGACUUAUUUAUUGUAACGGUUAGAGAAAUACCUCGUUUGCCAUCUGGGACGUGCUUUUGUUUGCCCUCUUGCAUUUAUUUUUUUUGAAACCACCCGUUCCUUAACUGCUGACCGCAUGUUCCAGUCUUCUACUGUAGCACAAAGCCUAUCUAUCUAUUUUUUACACUCGAUCGCGCUCUGUUUUUGGUGCUGUAUGGAAUCUGGUGCCUUAGUCCAUUUUGUAAAGAAAAAACGGCACUAUGUUUUAUACUUCUGAAAAAUGCUGAUUUUAUUACAGUUCGUAAUUGAACUACAGGGCUCCACAUUAGUCCUUCGAAUUUGCCUAAACAGCCUCACAGUCAUCAUAUCAUAUCAGAGGUACAAUAUGUGUGGUUUAGAAAAGAGGAAGUGGGUAAAAGGAGCAACAGGCAUUUUGAAAUUCAAGUUUUUGCUAUACAGUUAAAUGGGUGUUUUACUUUCAAACACGUAUGAGAAAAAUGAUGCUUUUAUAUAUGUGAAAUACAUAUGAUCUCUACUGGCACAGUUCAUCUGUAAGGCUUUGGUGCUUAAAGACCGUCUCAACACAUCUUGGCAAAAGCACAGUGAGAAAAUGUUCAUAAUCUGGUGUUUGAGUAUACCUCAUUGACCAUUUUGCCUUUUUCGUGUACAUAUCUUGCAUUUAAUGUGAAAGAGUAAGAAACGUCCACAUAGUCAUUGGAUUAAUAAUAUACUGUAUUUGCUGCUUUAUAAUGCAAGGAUGCUUUUAUUUGUACAUAAAAUUUUAUCUUUGAUUCUCUAAAGGAACAUUAUUUGGAUGGACAGUGAGUUUCCUUGCAUGGGAAAGCAUAAUAUGGGGCUAUUCAGUGUUUUCACCUUCUUUACUUGUCAAAUGCUGUUGGUGUGGCGCUGCAGGGUUUUAGUUACACCAUUGCUUCCAUUUCAUCAUUUCGUCAUCGAUCCUAUGCAACAUCAUCGUGGAUUAUAAAUGGAAGCCAAAUAUUGUAGCUCUGUAACAGCACUGCCAAUACAUUGUGUGUACACUGUGUAUAUAAUUUGUAAAUAAUUUUAGGAUAUGUGCCUAAUAUUCAUUUCUUUGAUUAUGAUGAUGAAGUCAUUUCAAGCACAAAUGUUGUAUGUGAUUGUGGUAACUGAAAUGGGAGGGCUAUAACUGAAUGGAUUUCAUGUCACUGAAUGUGUAUGUCAUUUCUGGCUGUAAUAUAUCAAUGUAAAUAUUUGACUACCCUGCAGGCUGCAUUUUGAUGAAUAAUCUUUUUUCUAGCCGUUUAUAACAGUGCUUGGAAAUAUGGAAUAUUUUGUGUACAGUGUCUUUUUCAUCUUAACAGUUCCCAGGCGGCCCAUACAGACUUACUGAUCAAGUUACCCGUUUUAAAUUAUUUGUAAUUCAA